AUGACUCAACGCCAAUCCCAAGAAUCCCAAGAUCUUGCUAUAGAGCUACUCAGGGAAACGAACCCAGCGCCAAGGGGCCUAAUCGGUGAACUCCAAACUACAUAUACAGCUGUCUCGACAAUAGACUAUCAGGCAAAAUUCCCGACUCUUGCAAGAAAUCUCGAUCUCGCAGCAGAUAUCCAAAAGAACAUACAAGCUGUUAACAAACGUUACGAGAACGCCCUGACAACACGGAAAAAAAUAGAGAAUAAACACAGGACAGCACAACUUAGACCGACAGUGAGAACCGUCCUGGCGACUCUCACCAGGCCAAUCCGAAACAAUCUCGCCAUGCUCGCAAAUAUUAAAGCCCGGUAUAGCAGUCCGAUGGAAGUUGAAGCAACGCUCUCUACUAGCCAGAUCAUUUUGACAGCAAAGCCGACGAGGAAGGCCCGGCCCCAACUGCAACCUCAGCCCCAACCGACCUGCACCCCCAACCAUGCCCUCACGCGUCAUAGAUUAUGUGUGCCACCCCAGCGAGCAAGCCGACCUCUUCAGGCCCACAAGGACGAAUAG
Penicillium chermesinum is the source of this 555-nucleotide messenger RNA. RefSeq lists its product as uncharacterized. The transcript has a single exon. NCBI's taxonomy places the organism in Eukaryota, Fungi, Ascomycota, Eurotiomycetes, Eurotiales, Aspergillaceae. The coding region runs from base 1 to 555 and encodes 184 amino acids. The record is from RefSeq and is a predicted model, not a curated record.